This is a messenger RNA of Siniperca chuatsi (mandarin fish), 6450 nucleotides long. It is a transcript of the gene znrf2b, whose product is annotated as zinc and ring finger 2b. The record is from RefSeq and is a predicted model, not a curated record. The coding region runs from base 303 to 983 and encodes 226 amino acids. Lineage: Eukaryota; Metazoa; Chordata; Actinopteri; Centrarchiformes; Sinipercidae. The transcript is spliced from 5 exons.
CCUGCAGCACGGACACAGUUGUUACUGACGGAACACAAUGGUGACGGCUUCUAAAGUUUUACACUCACCUUUAGCUCUUGUCACAGAUGGCCGGUUCAACUUUUCACUUCCUGCCAUUUUCCUAAUGUCGAUGGGAUCAUAUAUAUAUAUAUCGCCGUAUCGACAUCAUAUAGCGACGCAGAGUUAAUUCUUUUCUUCCAGGACGUCUGUCCUGUAACUGUUCGAGCCCUCCGCCGCACCGUCCCGCAGUGGCUCACAGAGCGCCUCUUUAAUAUUUCAAAGCCGAGUCAGUGAAGGUUAACAUGGGGGCAAAGCAGAGCAGCCCGACUGCUAACCCAGCUACUAACGGACGGACUAGAGCCUACUCCGGCUCGGACCUGCCCUCCAGCACGUCCAGCAGCAACGGCAGUAACGUUAGCAGGACUGCCGCCGCGGCUGUGAGGUACCAUGCGUACAGUGCGUCCGGAGCCUCUGGAGCCACGUCCAGCACCAGCCAGCAUCUUGGUGCCAGGGCCAGGUCUGUGGGGGGCUCCGGGGGCUCCGGGACCAGACCUCAGUCCGGCAUCAACAUUCCGAACAGCAGCGGAGCCUACAGCUCCCAGGAGUCCGGCGGCAGCAGCCCGGAGGAGGCGGCGGACAGGGAGCGCUCAGGCGGCGGGCACGAAGGUCCCCGGCUGCUGAUAGGAUCACUACCAGCGCACCUCUCGCCUCAUCUGUUCGGAGGCUUCAAGUGCCCUGUGUGCUCCAAGUUUGUGUCCUCCGAUGAGAUGGAUCUUCACCUGGUCCUGUGCUUAACCAAACCCAGAGUGACAUAUAACGAGGAUGUCCUGACCAAGGAUGCAGGAGAAUGUGCAAUCUGCCUGGAGGAGCUGGUGCAGGGAGACACCAUCGCUCGCCUGCCCUGCCUCUGCAUCUACCAUAAAGGCUGCAUCGAUGAGUGGUUUGAAGUGAACAGAUCAUGUCCAGAGCAUCCAUCAGACUGAAGCUUUUUUUGCACAGGUACUCUACAAUGAGAGUGAUCUACAAAAUGAAGUGUGGAUCCAGGGAAACUGCUGGACACUGUGACCACUGUGAUCAGUUCAACCCCCCCCCACCCCCACCCAAUAAUGUAGUACCACGGUGUGCCAAAUCUCAUUCGAGCAAUCUUCAGGGAUACAGACUUUUGUGUUUAUGUUUGAGUUGCACAUCCUCGCUCAGUCUCAGACUGGAUGGACUGAUCUCCACCUCGCCUCCCCAGCCCUGACACUCAAAGCCACACAGGACAUCAUGACAGGCAGGGCUCUUCUUCCUGAGUGGCCGUUGGACAGCAGAUGUCAGCUGACUGUACACCAGGACACUGGAGGAGGUGGACAUGGUCCUGGAGGUGGGGGCGGGGCGAUGUGUAUAUUAUCCCUCCAUCUCUUUCUCUGUCCCUCCCCUCCUCCUCCUUCAGCAUCAGCAUCUAUCAGUGCCUUGUUGUUGUGAUGCCCAGCCACAGCAGGGCGGGACAGAGGAGUCCAGACUGUCGGCAGAGCCAGCUGGACCGACUGGACUGACCUGCAGGACCAUCUCACCACAACUGCCACUCUACCAGUCCAGGAGAAACAAGCCAGAGACAGCAGCCGAAAUACUUGUCUGCAUUAGCAGCUCGGACAUUUUCAGAACUGAAGCUGCAGCAAAAAUGGUGCCAAUCAACUGUGAAUAUUGUCAUACACACACACACACACACACACUCAGUCAUCAGUGCUUUUUAAUCAUAUACCAUGGAGUAGAGGUCCUCUGGUAUAAAAACCUGUCCUCAAUCCUGAAAAGGACUUACCAGCUUAAACCUACAGUAGAGUAUUGCUGCCACCAUGGCAACAUUAUAACGAGAACAUUUUCUUGUUUUAACUAGAUCCUUUUCACUUUAUAACAAGAUAUUUUUCAUGUGACAAUGACAUAUAACAAUGUAUGGAAGUUUCUCCUUAUAACAACUUAUCAUGUUCUAAGGAGAAACUUUGAUUUUGUGUAAUAACGAAAGUUUUGCGAUAUAACAAGAUAAAGUGACAUGUUGUUAUAACAAGAAAAGUUUGUAUAAGUUUGUGUGUCGUAAUAAGAAAAAUAUAUCAUAACAUGAAAAAUAUAAUUUUAUAACAUGAAUAGGUUCUCAUAACAAGAAACGUUUUCACAUCAACGAGAAAGUGACAAAAACUUAUUUUGCUCCAAUUUGCUAUGUCUGUUUUGUUCAGCUGUUUUGUGUUACUUCAUGGAAAAAUUAGCUUCUGUUGUUCGUCAAAGGCAGAUACAGUUUGAAUAGGCUGUGUAUUAAUUAUAGAAUUUGAUCAUACUUCAGUUGCUACAUAUAAGAUGGCACUGAUUCCCGCUCAGAGUUUGUUUGGAAGUUCACAUUUGCUGUAUCUGCACAAACAUUUGAGCUGAUCCUUUCCUCAGUCUGCAGGUUCAGUGAUUGUCACUGUCCAAACUCGUACACAGGUACAGUAAGCAGUGUCAGGUGCACAGAAUUGGAACAAAUCCAGCACUGUAAUAGAAAUGGAACACGUAGAGCAGAUUACCGAAACCGUGUGGUUCCACAUUGAAUUAGGGAUCAUUACAAAAGGGGUAAUAUAAAUAAAAAAAGAAUAAAAGGUAGAAAUAAAAAAGCAAACCUAAAGAUAUUGAUUUGGCGCAUUUUCUGCGCAGCAAACACGAUUCUCUUUUAAAUCCAAAUUUCUAAUUUAAAUAAUUUGUUUUAUUCUUUGUUUUUCCAGAAUCCCUAAUUUACAUUUUCCCUGCGCUGUUUUUCUAUGAGUGGGGCCCCGUUUUGUUUACCUUGUGCACGCACACGAGGACGCACAGUCCUGCCAAUGGUUUCGCACUAUUCCUCUGACGUACAGGUGGCUGUAACACACCAAGAUAUGCUGCAAUGCGCCAACAAAGGCAGAAGAAGAGAGCGAGCCAGUAAACAUGUAUGAAUGUAAACAAUGCUGGCUUUGCAAACGUUUCAUGAGAAGGGAAAUUAUUCAAUGCAUUUCUUAGAGCUCAAGGAUACACACACACACGUUUGGUGAGUAAGACUGAAUGUAAACAUAACGUUUGUUUCUUUACACAGGGCAGCUUGAAUGUAAUCACACUCGGUCUCCUGGUCAUCUGCUCUGCACGCUCCAUUUCCAUGACUGUUUGAUUUGUUCGAAUUCUGUGCACCUGACACUGCCUACUGUACCUGUUCAAAAGAGUUUACUUGUUACUUUUGUGCAUUACAAAAUAAUAAAGAUAAAGCCAAUGUGAACUUCAAACUACAUUUUUUUUUUUUUUUUUUAAGGAUUAUUCAUUCCUUUAUUGACAGCAGAGAGAUGACAGGAAGCAAGAGGGGAGAGCCAUGUGACAUGACAUGCAAGACGACCUCCAUCACCGUAACCCCUCAGCCACCAGGGCACCCCACAAGACUAUUAGUGUACUGCCGCUAAACCAGCCAGUUGACCGUCAAUUGGAAUUGCAGAUUUUGCGCAGUGAUCCUUUACUAUAACAGUAGAAACAAGCAACUUUUGGUCCCCAAGUGACCAUUUGUUCUACUAAAACAGGUUAUGGGAGAAUCAUCUGUGGCUGUCGUCAUGCUGGAAGUCAUUAACUUGCAGACUGGUCUCGGGUCCUGGCAGCUUCAAUCAAAACUACAGACCCAGCGCCAAAUAAAGUUGGCCAAGACAUAGGACUGAGGGACACUGGGAUGACUGGACCUGACACACUGAUCCAGUGUGUUUCUUGGGUUUUCCAGGGGUUCAGGUUUGCCUGAAGACCUCUACCAUGGAGGAGCUAGUGUGCAGGCUUUUAAUCCAGUGAAGAACUAUCACAGUUGAUUUCACUGACACUCAUAAUCAACUAGAGAAUGAACUCACCAGUGGAAUCAGAGUGCGGAUCCCAAAGCUCCAGUGGAACGUGUCAUCCUUUUCCUCCACAACCUCCUUUUUUCACCCUGAAGACUAUUUUCCUACUGGAAAAACAAAUAAGCUGCUUCACUAUUUCCUUAAUAGCAACUUUAAAAGCAAUCUUGUGUAAUCCCGGCUUCAUGUGGAGGAUCUUACUGAGGGCAUGUUGCCAGCUGACAUGGCGUCUAGGUUUAUGUGGUCCGAAGACGUUGGCCUGCACAAUGUUGGACAGUCAGGCUUUAAAGGAGCACUCCACCGAUUUUACACAUCAUUUUACUAGCACUGUGAGAACAGUUGUAUAAUGUCUAAUGUGGCGCUGGAAGAGCUUUGUGAAGUCUGAGAAAAAUGACUCAAGUGACAUCAUUUGAGUAAUCUGGACUUGAACACAAAGCCUGUUUUUACAAACUGGGGGCGUAAUUAGUUUCCGCCUUGUGCAGAGCAUUCACGUCAACAUCCAAGCUGUAAUUAGGACUGGGAAACUCAGAUUUUUCAGAAAGCUCCAAUAUAUCCGACCUGACACUAAAUCAUAUGAAAGUGCCUGAAUAAGCAAACAAAUGGAUGCCUCACAUCAGCCCCCGUCUGGUGCUCAAACUAAUUAAAUCCAUACUUUAUGGAUACAGCGCUGUAUUGGCCAAGCAGAGUACUUUGAACCGUCACACAACCAACCUUUGAGUUGUCAGAUAACGUGACUGCUCGCAUGAUGUAAACAUAAGAAUCGUUCCCACCUCCGUCCUACAUAACGUGAACGUGGCAUAAUGAAAGAUCCUGUCAAAUUGUAUUAGGGACUGUAGGAAAAUUAUUUCGGGUGAGGAGGGGGGCUGAAUCUUAGAUUUGAUUUGAACAAAACUCAAGGCCCUCCCCAGUGUUAAUAAUAUUUUCUUUGAGCCCUCCCCUUGACUUAGAAAAAAACCUGCAGUACCCUUCCCCCCAAUAUCUCAAAACAAUAUACUUAUGGCAAACAGCCACUCUCUAACUUCAAAUAAAGAACUGCUAAAUGAACAGUUAUUACAGUUAUCUAAUGAGCGAAACAGGAACAGGUCUGUAGCUGCUGAUGGCACCGCAAUAUUUUCACUCCACUUCAAAAUAAAUCAAUAAUAAUCAAAUAAUCUAAAUAAAUAUGAAUUAGUUCUUAGAUCGUUUUGAUGCAAUCAUUUUUUUAUCAAUAAAAUAAAUAAAUAAAGGGAAUAUGGAAAAAAAUAUAAAUGAACUGGAGUAUCCCCUUUAAAGGACCUCCAUCCUAAAGUUCUUUUUUCCAGUUGUGUCAUUCUCUGGGUGGGAUAACGGUGAGGGAUCCCUUUCUGGGUCACUGGAGGGAAAAUGGAGUGAACUUUGGAGUUUUGGGAUCCACCCUGACACACUCACGAUUACUGCUUCAUCAUACUGUGUAUGUAAAGCUGACAGCCACACAGAGAUUAGCUGAGCCGUGUAAUACACUGUCUCACCACACCGUGGUGCUAUAGAGUCACGUUCUCAGUAGCAAUAGUCAGAUUGAUGGACAUCUCACCGGGCUCAUAUUGUACCUUCAUCUCUCGCUUUAAUCUGACUUCUGCAAGUAAUUAUUAUUUAUCAUCAUUUUUAUGACUGAUCAUACAAAUGGUUUCUGAGAGCAGGUCUGUGAAUUUCAGAGGAAAAGCGCAACAGAUCUGGCCUUAACAGAUAUGAUGAUGACAUUCAAUUUCCUGUCCUCGUGGUUUUUGAUAGUUUUAUCGUUGUUUUAUUGGAUGGAGUUGCUCAGUUGUCGUGGAGAUGGUUUAGUUGUUAUCAUGAGACUCGAGUAUGAAAUUUUGGUCACUUGAUUUUUCUCCGGCCAUCCACUGACUCCUCAACCCACCGAUCGAGGCCACAAGAUGUGGCUGAUGAAGGAAGUGUACCAUGUGAUGACAACUUUUCCCAUCGGUUUGUAGGGGUAGAAACAAAAAGGUAGACAUUUCAUUGGUUUAACACAACUUCAUAUCCCAUCCAUACAGAGAGCAUUUACAAUAUAUUGUCAGGAUGUCAUGAUGACGUAGUGCUGAAUAUCCCAUGAAAGUGGACAGAUUUCACCUCUUAGCCCCUCUGUUCUUGUACCUGGCUCUCCAUGUUGGGUGAAAACGUCCACUAGACAGCAGCAGAGUCUUCUGCUCUACACUGUGUGUUUGCAACCACCAUCACAUCCAGGCGCGGCUUCCCCUAUUUGCACAUGCAGUGAGAAAUCCCCUGCAUACGGUGUUGUAGGUGUUUGAGCAGCAGCACAGCGAUUUCAAAGAAACCCAGUGGUGUAGUGGCUCAAGUUUGGGAGGGACUGGGAGAAAUGUGUGUCUAGUCUUUGAAUUGUACUGGGAGUGUGUGAGGCACUGAGGAUACAGUCCUGAAAUAAGCCUUAUAUGAGCUACUUCAGAAUCAGUCACACACUUUUUUAGCAUUUUCAUAAUUUAUUUGUUACCAGUUCUGAGCCCCAACAAGUAUUAUCUAAUGAAAUGUAACAGAAUGUGUGCUGUUCAGUAUGGAACUGACAAAGACAGAAAAUCAUAAACACAAUAUAUCUUUUCUGUAAAACUGUGUAUGUAAAAAAAAAAAACACCUUUGAAUACCA